AUGUAUGGAGGAACCAAGUUUCUUGUAUUUCUUCUUACAAUCCUCAUCUUCAUGCAGCUCUCAAAAACUCCAUUUGCAGAACAGAACCAGCAGUGUGUCCCUUCUAGUUGUGGGCAUAUUCAUAACAUCCGUUAUAUCUUUCGAUUGAAAAGUGAUCCGAAGCACUGCGAUCGUGAAAAUUAUGAAUUGAGCUGUGAAGGAGAUCACCCCAUUUUAACAAUAUUUCCACAUAAUUGGUUUGGAUCACUGAACUACCAUGUUCAAGCCAUCAAUUACGAUAACUCCACUAUCCGCCUUAUGGGUCCUGCUAUAAGAGAAGGAGUUAUUUGCUCUCUUCCUCAGAAUUCGAUUACGUUUUACACUACCCCUCUUCAUCUUAAUUAUAUUACACGUUACAUUGUUCCUAUAACAGUACCAAUCACUCUCUUCAGCUGUCCAUUUGCCAUAAAUUCUUCAGUCUUUGUGGAGAUCACUAAUUGUCUCAACAGGAGUUAUGCUUCCAAUGUUUCUUCUGAUAUAUUUAAGGAUGCAAAUGCUAAUAUUUCUAUUUUAAGUUUGCAUAAUGCUUUGGCAUACGGGUUUGAGCUUUCAUGGUUUCGUGACAUUUACUGUUACAAGUGCGACAAGAGUAUUUACAACUGUGUAGGUGAAAAUUCAAGGGAUGUUCGUUGUGUGGAUCUCAGCUGCAAAACUUACAAUUUUAGAUUCUUUAAAACUUUGUGUGGUAAGAAUAUUCCCUAUGCCAUGCUCAAAUUCAAGACACUUCUUGCACUUUGGCUAUGCAUCAUCCCAUGGAUACUUCCCAUAGCUGGUAAGCCACGUCCGUUGUCUUUAAAAUUUGUUGAGUUGUUAGGAAGAGAAGAGCUGAAGUAG
Lycium barbarum (goji berry) is the source of this 873-nucleotide messenger RNA. RefSeq lists its product as uncharacterized. Gene Ontology annotation, molecular function: polysaccharide binding. The record is from RefSeq and is a predicted model, not a curated record. Bases 1 to 873 code for a protein of 290 amino acids. The transcript has 3 exons. NCBI's taxonomy places the organism in Eukaryota, Viridiplantae, Streptophyta, Magnoliopsida, Solanales, Solanaceae.